This is a messenger RNA of Betta splendens (Siamese fighting fish), 1629 nucleotides long. RefSeq names its product endonuclease G (gene endog). Gene Ontology annotation, cellular component: mitochondrial inner membrane; nucleus. Bases 224 to 1306 code for a protein of 360 amino acids. Lineage: Eukaryota; Metazoa; Chordata; Actinopteri; Anabantiformes; Osphronemidae. The record is from RefSeq and is a predicted model, not a curated record. Gene Ontology annotation, molecular function: nucleic acid binding; RNA endonuclease activity; metal ion binding. The transcript has 8 exons. Gene Ontology annotation, biological process: apoptotic DNA fragmentation.
GUUGUGUCUUCUUGCGCCACCAUGACUGAAAGUGUUGCUUGUUGGCAUGACUUUUACGUAUUUAAACAUAUUAAUAAUUCUGUCAAAUGUUGUUUUGUAAUAUCACAAUUGUUUGUUCGUCGUAUGCUUAAGAGUUUUACACUUAAAAACGCUGAAUUAUAAAGGGCUAACAAAAAACGCAACCCUGUUAGCCUAAGUAUCGCGCGAAUCGCGCACUUUAACUAUGGCGACUGCUCGUUUCACCACGGAAAAGAGAACAGCGGCUCAUUUGACUGCAGUAUUGUACUCUAUAGUGAUAAGAAUGUUUAGUGCGCUCUUACUACCGGUUUUAAGAACGCGUCGACGACAGCUGUUCACCGGGACCAUGAGACAUCGCAUCCGGCCCGGAGUGGCCUUCUUUUUGGGAGCGGGAUUUGGAGUUUCACUUAGCCGCUUGUGGAGGGACCUAAGCACCGCCAGGGGCGAGCCGCAAAACGAUCUCCUGGCCAGAGUCCCGGUGGUCCCGGUACCGAGAGUACAAGCGUCGGAGCUGACGGUGAGUCCAGGAGGUUCGGGGGCAGUGAUGAAGUAUGGCUUUCCGUCCUUAGCCAAUAUCAAGACCAGAGAAUCCUAUGUCACCUCCUAUGACCCCCGUACCCGAACAGCAUCAUGGGUAAUCGAGAGACUAAACCCUGCAUCCCUGAGCGGCUCAUCAAACAGGAAGGGUUGUGAGUUCAGAGAGGACGACAGUAUACACCUGUUCCACAGGUCAACUAACGAUGACUACAGGGGAAGUGGCUUCGACAGAGGCCACCUGGCUGCAGCAGCCAAUCAUAAGUGGAGCCAGAAAGCCAUGGGUGAGACCUUCUACCUGAGCAACGUUGCUCCGCAGGAUCCGUCGGAAUACAUGCUUGUUGGUGUGUGUGUAUGUGCACAGAACUCUCACCUGAACCAGAAUGCCUGGAACAAUCUGGAGAAGAUGUGUCGUUCUCUGACCAAAUUUUACCUCAACAUCUAUGUAUGCACUGGCCCACUGUACCUGCCUAGGCAGGAGGACGAUGGCAAGCUCUACGUUCGGUAUCAAGUAAUUGGACGGAAUCACGUUGCUGUGCCAACCCACUUCUUCAAGGUCCUCAUCCUUGAGCAGGCAGACGGCCAUGGGGUGGAGCUUCGGUCAUACGUUUUGCCAAAUGAACCAGUUGAUGAGAAGAUCCCUCUGGAGCGUUUCUUGGUUCCUAUAGAAACAAUCGAACGAGCAUCAGGGCUCCUAUUUGUCCCAAACAUCAUGAAGCGCACUAGUAGCCUGCAGGCCAUUGCUGCAAAAUGAGCUGUAGUAAAACUAUUACCCAGAAAUGUUGCUACUUUAGCAGUCUGUACUACUGAGAUGACUCAUUACCCAGAAUCCUACACUUGAAAGGACUGAAGUAAAGGUGAAAAGAUUGUCAACUCAAGCUUUCGUGAUUUGCUAAUGUUGUGUUGUGAACUGGAGCCUUUUCAGGUUUCCGCUCUGAGGAGUCAGUGGAAUGUUGCUUAGAGCGAAUUCACGGUUUUGACUGUGCUUCAUGAGUUUGAGGACAAACGAGGUCUGCAGGACUCAUGCAGGUGUGGUUCAACUAUUCCAGAGAAUAAAGCUGAAUUUAAGGAAUGACA